Messenger RNA from Didymosphaeria variabile, 603 nucleotides. RefSeq lists its product as uncharacterized. The transcript is spliced from 2 exons. Gene Ontology annotation, biological process: protein phosphorylation. The coding region runs from base 1 to 603 and encodes 200 amino acids. Gene Ontology annotation, molecular function: protein serine/threonine kinase activity; ATP binding. Lineage: Eukaryota; Fungi; Ascomycota; Dothideomycetes; Pleosporales; Didymosphaeriaceae. The record is from RefSeq and is a predicted model, not a curated record.
AUGGAUCGGGUGCCCCUUAUGCCAGUAUCCCGCCACGCCAUCGAUCUCAUGAUGCACCUUCUAGAGGACCGCUCCGACCGCCUCUCUGCAAAGCGCUACCGAGAGAAUGAUUGGGUACUGCGCGACCGUGCCCUCGGUCCCCGUCGCGUUCGUAACUUCAACUGCACCGGCCACAUCGUCUUCUCCAACGACGCCGAAGACAUCAAGAAACACCCUUUCUUCCGUACGAUCCAGUGGCAGAAUCUGCACCUCACAAGUCCACCGUUCGUGCCCCGCGUCCACGGCGGCCAACCAAUCACCAAGUACUUCGAUGACGAGGCCGACAUAAUGAGCGAAUCAGACCACCUGGAUUCUUCGAGUUACGAUCAUGCACCCGCAGAGGGUGAUGUGGCUGCUAGCGAACAGAAGGUAGGGGAUGGCGACGGUGGGGCAGACUUACCUACACCGCCGCAAAGUCCAGCGAAGGGUAUCAAGAAGAUUCAGAGGAGAAAGAAGGAGAAGAAGAGGCCAAGGGACAAGCUUCUUCGGGAUCCUCAGGUUGGAAAGACGGUAUUGGAGCUGAGAAAGAAAGGCAAGUCAUCCCAUAGAGCCCCCGAUACAUGA